AUGAGUUGUAUAUGCGUGUUGAUAGAUGAUGAAUAUCAUCCUCUAUUCGUAAAUGAACUUUACGAACUGUUGAUACAUGGUGAUCAAACCAACGAAUCUUUGCAUCUCGCUGCACAUUCGAAGAUAUUCAAAUCCACAAGCCGUCAUCAAAUCGCAGAUAUCAUCGGAACAGACCUACAGCUUUCAAAGAAAAGACUCAAAAACAAGAUCCAUCAAGAUGGUAGACGAUUCAAGCAAGGACAUACCGAUCCAAGGCCAAGUGUUGUUAUAAAAUCCAAAACUGUAUCCGAUAGUGAUUAUCAACGGGCCAUGCCCGAUCGUUGUAGUGGAUGCCGUACAAAGUUUAAUUUUAAAGUUGUUGAUUUUAUGAGUUGGUUAACUCGUUUACUGUUCACUGUUACUGAUUGUCUGUUGUUGAGCGUUUGUAGAACUAGAUCCUGUACAAUGUUGUUGUUUGUUUUAGAGUACUCAACUCAAACAAAUCUACUCUCUUACUUUGAGAGAUCAAGCAUGAAAUUCUGCUCACAUUAUUUAAAAAGAUAA
Molecule: messenger RNA, 543 nt
Organism: Cavenderia fasciculata
Lineage: Eukaryota; Evosea; Eumycetozoa; Acytosteliales; Cavenderiaceae
Exons: 3
Coding region: 1-543 (180 amino acids)
Source: RefSeq, a predicted model, not a curated record